AUGAGGACCCUUCCGUACAACAGGAAAGCCAGGGCAGCAGGAGCAGAGACGGGUCCAGGCCUUGUGGCCACUGUCUGGUCCUGGGCAGAGAAAACCAUCAAGAAAUGGUGGUCCUUGGACCCUGGAAAGCGGGUCUCCUCACUGGCCCUGGGUCCAGGAGCUUGCAGCCAAGCAUUCCUUUUGAGGUCACUCCCAGAGGCUGGGGCAGGGCGGAGCAGCGAUGAAGAGCAGAUCGGAGCUCCCGAGCCACUGCGCACUGCCCAGCUGCCCAGAAGCCGGGAACCUGGUCAGCCCCACAUAGGCCCCCACUGGCGAACCACUCUGAGGACCAUGCUCAAUGUGUCCCCCACCUCUGCUGGGUCUGGGCCCCUCUCUGGCCCCAGGGCCCCCGGCAACAGCAGCGAGAAGGAGCUGGAGCCCCGGGACCCGCUGCUGGCCCGGGCCGAGCUGGCUCUGCUCUCCACAGUCUUUGUGGCUGUGUGCCUGAGCAAUGGCCUGGUGUUGGGUGCCCUGGUGCGGCGGGGGCGGCGGGGCCGCUGGGCACCCAUGCACGUCUUCAUCGGUCACUUGUGCCUGGCUGACCUGGCAGUGGGCUUGUUCCAAGUGCUGCCCCAGCUGGCCUGGGAUGCCACCGACCGCUUCUGGGGGCCAGACGUCCUGUGCAGGGCCGUCAAGUACCUGCAGAUGGUGGGCAUGUACGCUUCCUCCUACAUGAUUCUGGCCAUGACCCUAGACCGCCACCGCGCCAUCUGCCGCCCCAUGCUGGCCUACCGCCACGGUGGUGGCGGGGCUCGCUGGAACCGGCCGGUGCUGGUCGCCUGGGCCUGCUCGCUCCUUUUCAGCCUGCCACAACUCUUCAUCUUCGCUCAGCGUGAUGUAAGCAAUGGCAAUGGAGUCCUCGACUGCUGGGCCUAUUUUGUUGAGCCCUGGGGCCGCCGUACCUACGUCACCUGGAUCGCCCUGAUGGUGUUUGUGGCCCCUGCCUUGGGUAUCGCCGCCUGCCAGGUACUCAUCUUCCGGGAGAUCCACACCAGCCUGGUGCCUGGGCCAGCAGCGAGGCCUGGGGGGCAGCGUGGCAGGCCGCGGCCAGGUGGCUCCAGCGAGGGAGCCCGGGUCUCAGCAGCCAUGGCCAAGACAGUAAGGAUGACUCUGGUGAUUGUGAUCAUGUAUGUGCUAUGCUGGGCACCUUUCUUCCUCGUGCAGCUGUGGGCCGUGUGGGACCCAGAGGCCCCUCUGGAAGGCCCCCCAUUUGUGCUGCUCAUGCUACUGGCCAGCCUCAACAGCUGCACCAACCCCUGGGUUUACGCCUUCUUCAGUAGCAGUGUCUCCUCGGAGCUGCGCAGUUUGCUGUGCGGCCGUUGGAGACAUGCCCCUCCCAGCCUGGGGCCCCAGGAGGAAUCUUGUGCCACGGCCAGCUCCUCCCUGGCCAAGGAGCCAUCUUUAUGA
Chrysochloris asiatica (Cape golden mole) is the source of this 1446-nucleotide messenger RNA. It is a transcript of the gene AVPR2, whose product is annotated as arginine vasopressin receptor 2. Gene Ontology annotation, cellular component: membrane. The transcript is spliced from 5 exons. The record is from RefSeq and is a predicted model, not a curated record. The coding region runs from base 1 to 1446 and encodes 481 amino acids. Gene Ontology annotation, molecular function: vasopressin receptor activity; peptide binding. Gene Ontology annotation, biological process: positive regulation of vasoconstriction; regulation of systemic arterial blood pressure by vasopressin; G protein-coupled receptor signaling pathway. Lineage: Eukaryota; Metazoa; Chordata; Mammalia; Afrosoricida; Chrysochloridae.